Messenger RNA from Tricharina praecox, 558 nucleotides. RefSeq lists its product as uncharacterized. The transcript is spliced from 4 exons. The record is from RefSeq and is a predicted model, not a curated record. Lineage: Eukaryota; Fungi; Ascomycota; Pezizomycetes; Pezizales; Pyronemataceae. Bases 1 to 312 code for a protein of 103 amino acids.
AUGGCGACGGGCUUACCCGCUGCUCUGCGAUCGCCGCUGCUGCUCGAGGAACUCCAUUACAACAUCAAGACAGCGGGGAUAAGAAUUCGAACAUCGUUACCUAUCGCCUCCAUGCCUGGUCGAGACAAAAUCGUGAGGGAUGGCUGGGGUAGUCACACCAACUUCCAGGCUUCCUAUGGAUUGCGUACGACGCCCGAGGGUCUUGAGGAGGGCAAUAGGAUCUUGGAUGCAAUGAUGGAAAACGAUAGGCGUGGAGAUAUGCACGGCGACAAGAGUGAAUCUAAAGAUUGCGAUAGGGAUGAGGAACGAUGAUCGUAUAGUUGAGCCGAGAGGAAGUUGUGCGAAUGGCCAGGGAGGAUCAAUGGGAGGAGCUGGUCCGGCGGGCGAAGGAGCGAAGAAAUAAGGACAACGGGAGAAUGUGAGGCGGUAUAGUUCAUGUUAGAGGACUCGUAGUUGUCCGUUUGUCACGUGGGGAGCAGGUGCCAGCCCUCUAGCUCUGUAGAGGCUAGUAUGACCAAUUGUAAGCUAUGGGACUUUCCAACCUUAAAAGGAGAGCUG